Messenger RNA from Vicia villosa (hairy vetch), 1020 nucleotides. RefSeq names its product expansin-like B1. The coding region runs from base 65 to 823 and encodes 252 amino acids. The transcript has 3 exons. NCBI's taxonomy places the organism in Eukaryota, Viridiplantae, Streptophyta, Magnoliopsida, Fabales, Fabaceae. Gene Ontology annotation, cellular component: extracellular region. The record is from RefSeq and is a predicted model, not a curated record. Gene Ontology annotation, biological process: sexual reproduction.
AGCUUCCCAUCUCAUAAAGCUUUGUAUACUCUUAAUUACUAUUCUGAGUAUUUGUCCUUUCAACAUGGAACUCACUUUUAACCACCAACAACUUGGCCUUGUUUGUGUCAUACUACUCUUACCUCACCUUUGUUUCUCACAAGACUCUUUUACUGACUCAAGAGCAACAUAUUACGGUAGUCCAGAUUGCUACGGGACCCCAAGGGGAGCUUGUGGCUUUGGAGAAUAUGGAAGGACAGUGAAUGAUGGCAGUGUUGCAGGUGUGUCUAAGCUAUGGAAGAAUGGUAGUGGCUGUGGUGCAUGCUAUCAGGUGAGGUGUAAAAUACCUCAAUACUGCGAUGAAAAUGGAGCAAACAUUGUGGUAACAGACUACGGCGAAGGAGAUAGAACAGACUUCAUAAUGAGUCCUCGCGGCUACUCAAGAUUAGGGCGCAACGAAGACGCAUCUGCAGAGCUCUUCAAAUACGGUGUAGUAGAUGUUGAAUACAAAAGAGUUCCAUGCAUGUACAACGGCUAUAACAUAGUGACUCAAGUCCAUGAAAACAGCAAAAACCCUGAUUACUUGGCUGUUGUGGUUCUGUACGUAGAUGGAAUGUAUGAUGUCAAUGCUGUUGAGAUAUGGCAGGAAGAUUGCCAAGAAUGGGAGCUAAUGAGGAGGGCCUAUGGAGUGGUGUUUGACUCGGCGGAUCCUCCAAAUGGUGAAAUAUAUUUGAGGUUUCAAGUGAGUGGAAAUGAUGGUGUUUAUUGGGUGCAGUCGAAGAAUGCUAUUCCUAGUGAUUGGAAAGCUGGUGCUGCAUAUGACACCAUGGUUCAGCUUAAUUAGAAUUAGAAAGAUCUCAGGAACACAAUAAAUAUAUUGGCACCAGUAUCCAAUUAGUUUCUGAUAGUGAUGCUCUUUUGUCUUAAGGUUUCUAAAUAAGAAUUCAUGUACUUUUCAUCUUAGACUAUACAUGGAAUUUGAAUAAAAUAAAAUGUACUACACUUUCUCUUUAAUGAAUAGAAAGAUCCUAGACAUUUCUC